CACAGUCACUGUUUGCACUUUGUCGAGUAAAGAUAGUUUUUUACGCUUUCGAGAACACCGUAAACGCGUGCUAUGAAGUGUGUUGGAGUCUUUGGAUCGCUGUUGUUGGUGGUGUUUGUGGCAUCAUUGGGGAGCGCAAAGGCCGAUUGCGAAUAUGGUGGCCAGCUGGCGAAGAGCGGCGCGGAGUUUCAAAUAAAAGGCGAAUGCAAUUUGUACAAAUGCCACGAAGAUGGCAGCAUAACUGCCAAGACCUGUCCCUAUGUAGUUGCUCCUAAUUAUUGCAAAAAGAUUCCACAAGACGACUCGAAGCCCUACCCCGCCUGUUGUGAAACAUUCGAUUGCUGAGCUUGUUCAAUGAGGAUAUUUUACUUUUUAUUUAAAU
This is a messenger RNA of Rhagoletis zephyria (snowberry fruit fly), 382 nucleotides long. RefSeq names its product venom peptide HsVx1-like. NCBI's taxonomy places the organism in Eukaryota, Metazoa, Arthropoda, Insecta, Diptera, Tephritidae. The record is from RefSeq and is a predicted model, not a curated record.